AUGUCUUCUCAUCAGCUACACAACCAACGCUUUCCCUGGAGAAUACAUCCCUACUGUGUAAGUACACACACACACACACACACACACACACACACACACACACACACACACACACACACACAAACACACACUUUAUUUGUAGAGUACUCUAGAAAAAGUGUGUGUGUAUGUUCUCUCCCUCAGCUUUGAUAACUACUCAGCCAAUGUGAUGGUGGACAGUAAGCCAGUCAACCUGGGUCUCUGGGAUACAGCAGGACAGGAGGACUACGACAGGCUGAGACCACUGUCCUACCCACAGACGGUACACACACUCACACAUUUAUAUAUAUAUAUAUAAUACACACCUAAUUGAGUCCGGUGUCCUAUGUUAAUGUAUAGAGCUUGAUCUCUCUCUCUCUCUCUCUCUCUCUCUCUCUCUCUCUCUCUCUCUCUCUCUCUCUCUCUCUCUCUCUCUCUCUCUCUCUCGCUCUCGCUCUCGCUCUCGCUCUCUCUCUUCCAGGACGUGUUCCUCAUCUGUUUCUCUCUGGUGAGCCCAGCCUCCUAUGAGAACGUCAGAGCCAAGGUGAUCAUCUCUAGAUUAUACCUGUAUCUAUCACAGUGAAAUGAAAGCACUUUUGAUCUUUUUAAAGAUCUUUUCAUUCUUAUUUUCAAGAUGUUUUCAUUAUUUCUACAUAGUCUAUUCAUCGUUGUAACAGAACAGUGUGGGCGUGAAAUGCAUCACACACAAAACAACAGCCAUCAUCACUUGGGAACAAGGGCCUUGACAUUUUUAUUUUAUUGGUUUUCACAUAUUAAAGCUAGAAUCCUUAAAUGCUACAUCCAUUUUGGGACUUAUAAAUUAAUGAUAUGUACCUAUUGAUUCUUGAAGAAUAUAACUUUUAAAUGCCUCAUGAGCAUACCCCAUCAGAACCGAAAACAUAAUAUUGUUUUACUCCAGUGUAUGUAAACGUAAAUGUAAACAAAUACUGUAUAUAUGUUUGAAAUGAUACGUUUGAUAUCAUGGAUGGUCCUUGCAUCCAUAACUCUGUCUAUGAAUUUGAGAAUGGUUACAUUUCUCCAGCCACUUCCCUUAGCUUUUAAGCGAAACAGCGGCGGUGACAAUGAUUUGUUAUUGUUUAAAUUAAGGAUUCUAGCUUUAAUGAUACAACAUAACAAAAUAAUGAUUUCAUUCUUUAAGUGGAGGGAGAAGAGGGGGUGUUGGUGUAACAUACAUUCUCAAAUAGGACUUAGUCCAUAGUGCCAUAAGCCAUAAACACAUUCAUAGCAAGCGUUGUCCUCCAUAGCGAGGGAGCCCACCCCUCCCCCAGAGACCGACCCCCGUGUCCCCGCUCCGGCUCCCAACCCAGACAAUGAACGUGUCAAUAAAUAUCUAUUUGAUGUCAGGUGCAUUGGGUCUGGGCCGGAGCAGAGAGCCACAAGGGGAUGGGUCCCCUGGAAGAGGGCCAGGCAGCCACGCCACACAAGGCCAAUGUCCAACACAUUACCUACUAGAUUUUAGAAAAUAAUAAUAAUAUUAAGCAAUAAUUGUUUAUUUAUUUUAACACGGGAGUUCUGUAGUGUUCAAAGACAUUAACACAUAAUCAUGUCAUAUGUCAGCCAUGUUUGAAUUGGUCUCUGAAUUGAGGCCGCUCCACCCUCUCCCCAGAGACCCACUCCCAGGCCGCUCCACCACCUCCCCAGAGACCCACUCCCAGGCCACUCCACCACCUACCCAGAGACCCACUCCCAGGCCGCUCCACCACCUACCCAGAGACCCACUCCCAGGCCGCUCCACCACCUCCCCAGAGACCCACUCCCAGGCCGCUCCACCACCUCCCCAGAGACCCACCUCCCAGGCCGCUCCACCACCUACCCAGAGACCCACUCCAGGCCGCUCCACCCCCUCCCCAGAGACCCACUCCCAGGCCGCUCCACCCCCUCCCCAGAGACCCACUCCCAGCCACGCCACCCCCCUCCCCAGAGACCCACUCCCAGCCGCUUCCACCCCCCUCCCCAUAGACCCACUCCAGGCCGCUCCACCCCCUCCCCAGAGACCCACUCCCAGGCCACGCCACCCCCUCCCCCGAAGACCCACUCCCAGGCCACACCACCCCCUCCCCAAGACCCACUCCCAGGCCGCUCCACCCCCUCCCAGAGACCCACUCCCAGGCCGCUCCACCCCCUCCCCAGAGACCCACUCCCAGUGCCGCUCCACCCCCUCCCCAGAGACCCACUCCCAGCCACACACCCCCUCCCCAGAGACCCACUCCCAGGCCACGCCACCCCCUCCCAGAGACCCACUCCCAGGCCACGCCACCCCCUCCCCAGAGACCCACUCCCAGGCCACACCACCCGCCCAGGAUUGGGGAGUAACUGCUUUCAUGUAAUCAGUUACAUGUAAUCUGAUUACAAAAAAAUUUAACUGUACAAAUAUUGUAAUCAGAUUACAGGUACUUUUGAAAAACGAGAUGAUUAGUUACAUGUAAUCUGAUUACAAAACAACUGCAACUGUAAUCAGUUAAAUUACCAUCAAAAAUAUUGUAAUCAGAUUACAGAUACUUUAAAUAAAACGAGAUGAUUACUACUUGGAUUACUUUAAAUUCAGAAAGGAUGUUUGCGACAAAAUACAUAAUGAAACCUUUCUGUUUUCUCCAUGACAUUCAAAUCAGCGUUAAAAAAAGUUGACGUUAAGGUUUGUUCCACCUGAGCCAUCAGAACACAUUCAUUUCAUGUAACAACGGAGGUACAGCAACACCUGGGUCUAUGUUACAGAACAACAAUGAUGUUUUAAAGGAGAUACUGGUUCACUCUAAGUAUAACAGGAAGGCCUCCCAAUUAGUGUAAAAGAGGUCUGUUUCUUGACUGUGUCCAGCUUGCUAAUAAUAACUGAAAUGAAAGCUAGACAGUCAGGGAGCAUCGAAAGUUCCCAAAAGGAUGGAUAAAGGACAAUUUUUUGCAAAUGUUGACGGCGAUGAAAUAUUACAGAUUUUCAGAGCGACCCACCGGACCUAGUUGAAGACUGAAUGCGGCCCCCCAGGGUAAAAUGAGUUUGACAGCCCUGAUGGAGUGUAGCACUACAGUUCUUCCAGUCAAAUGAACCAUCUGACCAGCAGGGUUUCACAUGCAACAACAUCAGACUUAGUUUUGCAUAACCUUGUUGAGAUUGGAGUUAAGCUGAAGAGGGCCUCUAGGGGGCAGGGUUCCCUAGUCAUCCCCAAACAUCUGACAGAGUAUCAACUAUAUGUCUCCAGUAUGGUUUGAUCAUGGGACACGACCAGAACCUGGGCAGUAAAAUGGUUGGUCCCGCUGGCAGCGGUCACAGGUGGCGUCCAUGUCAGGGUACAUGUUAAAUAGUCUAUACUUGGUCCAGUGCAUAUGCGUAGUUUUAAUUGAAUGAGACUAUGCAUCACACAGAUAGUAGUGAUGUCACAAUGACACGCACAUUCUAUUGAGUAGAAUCCAUAGUACAGCCUUUUCACCUCUUCUCUUUUGAAGAGACUCUUCAGAACACUCAAUUUGGAUCUGGCUUUUAAUAAAUAUCUAGUCUUGUUUGUAAGGAUUUCUCCCAAUAGCUGGCAGCACUACACAAUCCACUCAUGUUAAUUCUGUUGCCCCUUCACUCUUUUCUCCAUCCAAUGCUAAAAGUGUUUUUGCAUUUUCUGUUUCUCUUUGCUGUUUUUCUUCUGUCACCAUGGCGACCGGGUCCCUAUAACGCAAAUGUUGUCCCAGACUGAUACUAGAUUAUCAUAGAGUGUUGCUUUGGGUCACAACAUGAUGGAAUGAUGCUUUCCCCUUUGUGUUGAGUUUUUAUCCGUAUGCUCAUGUGUGUGUGUGUGUGUGUGUGUGUGUGUGUGUGUGUGUGUGUGUGUGUGUGUGUAUGUGUGUGUGUGUGUGUGUGUGUGUGUGUGUGUGUGUGUGUGUGUGUGUACCUAGCUUUGAGCCCAGGAUAUGAGGAGAUGAGGCUAUUAGUGAUCUCAGUAGGUGGUGCGGUAGCUGUGUGUCUUUGUGUGUGUGUGUGGUACAGUGUCUUUGUGUGUGUGUGUGUGUGUGUGUGGUACAGUGUCUUUGUGUGUGUGUGUGUGUGUGUGUGUGUGGUACAGUGUCUUUGUGUGUGUGUGUGUGUGUGUGUGUGUGUGUGUGUGUGGUACAGUGUCUUUGUGUGUGUGUGUGUGUGUGUGUGUGUGUGGUACAGUGUCUUUGUGUGUGUGUGUGUGUGUGUGUGUGUGUGUGUGUGUGUGUGUGUGUGUGGUACAGUGUGUGUCUAUAGAGGCUUCACCACCACCUGCUGUGUGUAGAUGAGAAUGAUCUCUCAGAUCAUGUCUUCGUUCCAAAUGGUACCCUAUUCCCUGCAUGAAUUUUGACCCUGGUAGUGCACUAUAUAGGGAAUUUAGGAGUACGACCUAGAGUACGACAUAUAUUUACAAUAGGACACCGUGUACCGACAUACAGUAUAUCUAUCAUAGGACACCGUGUACUUGCAUACAGUAUAUCUAUCAUAGGAUAACAGGAAGAACAUAGCUGGUGUUCCAAUCAGGACACAACGUCCUUGUCUUGUGUAACAAGAUAUUGUUUGCCUCCCAAAUGGCACGCUAUUCCCCAUAGUGCACUACUUUUGACCAGGGCCAACGGGGCUCUAAAUAGGGAAUAGUGGGCCAUUUGGGACUGAAACAUUGUGAUAGCUGAUGAAUACUGCUGGUUAACUCUUGAGACAGGACAUAUACCUUGGUUACUCUCUGAUAAACCUUCAAAUUGACUAAUGAAAAAUGACAUAUUUUCUCUUCCUCCUCCUCCCUCUCUACUGUCUCUACACCCCAUCAUCCUCCUCCCUCUCUACUGUCUCUACACCCCAUCAUCCUCCUCCCUCUCUACUGUCUCUACACCCCAUCAUCCUCCUUCCUCUCUACUGUCUCUACACCCCAUCAUCCUCCUCCCUCCUCCUCCAUCUCUACUGUCUCUACACCCCAUCAUCCUCCUUCCUCUCUACUGUCUCUACACCCCAUCAUCCUCCUCCCUCCUCCUCCAUCUCUACUGUCUCUACACCCCAUCAUCCUCCUCCCUCUCUACUGUCUCUACACCCCAUCAUCCUCCUCCCUCUCUACUGUCUCUACACCCCAUCAUCCUCCUCCUCCCUCUCUACUGUCUCUACACCCCAUCAUCCUCCUCUCUCCUCCUCCCUCUCUACUGUCUCUACACCCCAUCAUCCUCCUCCCUCCUCCUCCAUCUCUACUGUCUCUACACCCCAUCAUCCUCCUCCCUCCUCCUCCCUCUCUACUGUCUCUACACUCCAUCAUCCUCCUCCCUCUCUACUGUCUCUACACCCCAUCAUCAUCCUCCUCCCUCUCUAUUGUCUCUACACCCCAUCAUCCUCCUCCCUCUCUACUGUCUCUACACCCCAUCAUCCUCCUCCCUCUCUACUGUCUCUACACCCCAUCAUCCUCCUCCCUCUCUACUGUCUCUUCACCCCAUCAUCCUCCUCCCUCUCUACUGUCUCUACACCCCAUCAAUCCUCCUCCCUCUCUACUGUCCUCUACACCUCAUCAUCCUCCUCCCUCUCUACUGUCUCUACAACCCCAUCAUCCUCCUCUCUCUCUACUGUCUCUACACCCCCAUCAUCCUCCUUCCUCUCUACUGUCUCUACAACCCCAUCAUCCUCCUCUCUCUCUACUGUCUCUACAACCCCAUCAUCCUCCUCUCUCUCUACUGUCUCUACACCCCAUCAUCCUCCUCCCUCUCUACUGUCUCUACACCCCAUCAUCCUCCUCCCUCUCUACUGUCUCUACACCCCAUCAUCCUCCUCCCUCCUCCUCCCUCUCUACUGUCUCUACACCCCAUCAUCCUCCUCCCUCUCUACUGUCCUCUACACCCCAUCAUCAUCCUCCUCCCUCUCUACUGUCUCUACAACCCCAUAAUCCUCCUCCCUCUCUACUGUCUCUACACCCCAUCAUCCUCCUCCUCUCUAUUGUCUCUACCACCCCAUCAUCCUCCUCCCUCUCUACUGUCUCUACACCCCCAUCAUCCUCCUCUCUCUCUAUUGUCUCUACACCACAUCAUCCUCCUCCCUCUCUACUGUCUCUACAACCCCAUCAUCCUCCUCCCUCUCUACUGUCCUCUACAACCCCAUCCUCCUCCCCUCCCUCUCUACUGUCUCUACACCCCAUCAUCCUCCUCCCUCUCUACUGUCUCUACACCCCAUCAUCCUCCUCCCUCUCUACUGUCUCUACACCCCAUCAUCCUCCUCCCUCUCUACUGUCUCUACACCUCAUCAUCCUCCUCCCUCUCUACUGUCCUACAACCUCAUCAUCCUCCUCCCUCUCUACUGUCUCUACACCCCAUCAUCCUCCUCCCUCCUCCUCCCUCUCUACUGUCUCUACACCCCAUCAUCCUCCUCCCUCUCUAUUGUCUCUACACCUCAUCAUCCUCCUCCUCCCUCUCUACUGUCUCUACACCCCAUCAUCCCUCCUCCUCCCUCUCACUGUCUCUAUACCGUCAUCAUCCUCCUCCCUCUCUACUGUCCUACAACCCCCAUCAUUCUCCUCCUCUCUACUGUCCUCUACAACCCACACUCAUCCUCCUCCCUCUCUACUGUCUCUACAACCCCAUCAUCCUCCUCCCUCUCUACUGUCUCUACACCCCAUCAUCCUCCUCCUCUCUAUUGUCCUCUACAACCCCCCAUCAUCCUCCUCCUCUCUAUUGUCUCUACACCCCAUCAAUCCUCCUCCCUCUCUACUGUCUCUACACCCCCAUCAUCCUCCUCCCUCCUCUCCCUCUCUAUUGUCUCUACAACCCCAUCAUCCUCCUCCCUCUCUACUGUCUCUACAACCCCAUCAUCCUCCUCUCUCUCCACUGUCUCUACACCCCAUCAUCCUCCUCCCUCCUCCUCCCUCUCUACUGUCUCACACCCCAUCAUCCUCCCCCCUCCUCCUCCCUCUCUCGUCUCUACACCCCAUCAUCCUCCUCCCUCUCUAUUGCCCUCUACACCCACCCUCCUCAUCCUCCUCCCUCUCUACUGUCUCUACACCCCAUCAUCCUCCUCCCUCUCUACUGUCUCUACACCCCAUCAUCCUCCCCCUCUCUCUCUACUGUCUCUACACCCCAUCAUCCUCCCCCCUCUCUACUACUGUCUCUACACCCCAUCAUCCUCCUCCUCUCUUUACUGUCUCUACAACACCUCAUCCUCCUCCUCCCUCUCUACUGUCUCUACACCUCACAUCCUCCUCCCUCUCUACUGUCUCUACACCCCUCAUCCUCCUCCCUCUCUACUGUCUCUACACCCCAUCAUCCUCCUCCUCUCUCUUCUGUCUCUACACCCCAUCAUCCUCCUCCCUCUCUACUGUCUCUACACCCCAUAAUCCUCCUCCCUCUCUACUGUCUCUACACCCCAUCAUCCUCCUCCUCCCUCCCUCUAUUGUCUCUACAACCCCAUCUCCUCCCCCUCUAUUGUCUCUACACCUCAUCAUCCUCCUCCCUCUCUACUGUCUCUACACCCCAUCAUCCUCCCCCUCCUCUCCCUCUCUACUGUCUCUAAACCCCCAUCAUCCUCCUCCCUCCUCCUCCCUCUCUACUGUCUCUACAACCCCAUCAUCCUCCCUCCCUCUCUAUUGUCUCUAACACCCCAUCAUCCUCCUCCCUCUCUAUUGUCUCUACACCUCAUCAUCCUCCUCCUCCCUCUCUACUGUCUCUACACCCCAUCAUCCUCCUCUCUCUCUACUGUCUCUACACCCCAUCAUCCUCCUCCUCUCUCUCUACUGUCUCUACACCUCAUCAUCCUCCUCCCUCCUCCUCCCUCUCUACUGUCUCUACACCCCAUCAUCCUCCUCUCUCUCUAUUGUCUCUACACCCCAUCAUCCUCCUCCCUCCUCCUCCCUCUCUACUGUCUCUACAACUCAUCCUCCUCCUCCCUCUCACUGUCUCUACCUCCUCCCCUCCUCUCUACUGUCUCUACACCCCAUCAUCCUCCUCCCUCCUCCUCCCUCUCUACUGUCUCUACACCCCAUCAUCCUCCUCCUCUCUCUCUACUGUCUCUACACCUCAUCAUCCUCCUCCCUCCUCCUCCCUCUCUACUGUCUCUACACCCCAUCAUCCUCCUCUCUCUCUAUUGUCUCUACACCCCAUCAUCCUCCUCCCUCCUCCUCCCUCUCUACUGUCUCUACACCUCAUCAUCCUCCUCCCUCUCUACUGUCUCUACACCUCAUCAUCCUCCUCCCUCUCUACUGUCUCUACACCCCAUCAUCCUCCUCCCUCCUCCUCCCUCUCUACUGUCUCUACACCCCCAUCAUCCUCCUCCCUCUCUACUGUCUCUACACCCCAUCAUCCUCCUCCUCUCUAAUGUCUCUACACCCCAUCAUCCUCCUCCCUCUCUACUGUCUCUACACCUCAUCAUCCUCCUCUCUCUCUACUGUCUCUACACCCAAUCCUCCUCCUCCCUCUCUACUGUCUCUACACCCCAUCAUCCUCCUCCCUCUCUACUGUCUCUACACCCCAAUCCUCCUCCUCCCUCUCUACUGUCUCUAUACCCCAUCAUCCUCCUCUCUCUCUACUGUCUCUACACCUCAUCCUCCUCCUCCCUCUCUACUGUCUCUACACCUCAUCAUCUUCCUCCCUCUCUACUGUCUCUUCACCCCAUCCUCCUCCUCCCUCUCUACUGUCUCUACACCUCAUCAUCCUCCCCCCUCUCUACUGUCUCUACACUCCAUCAUCCUCCUCCCUCUCUACUGUCUCUACACCCCAUCAUCCUCCUCUCUCUCUACUGUCUCUACACCCCAUCAUCCUCCUCCCUCUCUACUGUCUCUACACCCCAUCAUCCUCCUCCCUCUCUACUGUCUCUACACCCCAUCAUCCUCCUCCUCUCUAUUGUCUCUACACCCCAUCAUCCUCCUCCCUCUCUACUGUCUCUACACCCCAUCAUCCUCCUCCCUCUCUACUGUCUCUACACCCCAUCAUCCUCCUCCCUCUCUACUGUCUCUACACCCCAUCAUCCUCCUUUGUGGGUCUGUGUAAUCUGAGGGAAAUAUGUGUCUCUAAUAUGGUCAUACAUUUGGCAGGAGGUUAGGAAGUGCAGCUCAGUUUCCACCUCAUUUUGUGGGCAGUGUGCACAUAGCCUGUCUUCUCUUGAAAGCCAGGUCUGCCUACGGCGGCCUUUCUCAAUAGCAAGGAUAUGCUCACUGAGUCUAUACAUAAUUUUGGGUCAGUCACAGUGGUCAGGUAUUCUGCCACUGUGUACUCUCUGUUUAGGACCAAAUAGCAUUCUAGUUUGCUCUGUGUUUUUGUUAAUUCUUUCCAAAGUGUCAAGUAAUUAUCUUUUUGGUUUUUCAUGAUUUGGUUGGGUCUAAUUGUGUUGCUGUCCUGGGUCUCUGUGGGGUCUGUUUGUGUUUGUGAAGCCAGCUUGCUUAGGGGACCCUUCUCCAGGUUAAGCUCUCUGUAGAUUAUGGAUUAUGAUUUUGUUAUGGAAGGUUUGGGAAUUGCUUCCUUUUAGGUGGUUGUAGAAUUUAACAUCUCAUUUCUGGAUUUUGAUAUUUAGCAGGUAUCAACCCCCCUUCUGCUCUGCAUGCAUUAUUUGGUGUUUUGCGUUGUACACAGAGGAUAUUUUUGCAGAAUUCUGCAUGCAGUCUCUCUCUCUCUCUCUCUCUCUGUCUCUGUCUCACUCUAUCUCUAUCUGUCUAUCUCUCUCUCACUCUCGCUCUCUCUCCCUUUUGCCCUACUGUGGUAUCCAGAGGUGUGGUACACUGGUAGCUACUAGCCGAUAAUCAAAUAUUUCUCAAUUUCUCUCUCUCCUCCUCCACUCCCUCCCUCCCUCCCUCUCUCUCUCUCUCUUUAGUGGUACCCGGAGGUGCGUCACCACUGCCCGUCAACCCCUAUCAUCCUAGUGGGUACUAAGCUGGAUCUGAGGGAUGAGAAGGAGACCAUCGAGAAGCUCAAAGAGAAGAAACUGGCCCCCAUCACCUACCCACAAGGCCUAGCGCUGGCCAAGGAGAUUGGUAGGUCACUGCAUAUAAUAAUCCAUUGCUUUUUAUAAUGAUGGAAUUGCAUUUUGUAAAGCACUCUAAAGCACUUUGUGUUAACAGCUGAUGUAAAUAGAGCUUUAUAAUAUACAGUACAUUUGAUUGAUUGAUAUUUUGUUUUACAAGUGUUCUAUGAAUUGUAUUAAAUGAGAGAAGCUGUACCAAUCUAUUCAGACCGCAUCUCCUCAGAUUCACAUCUUUUCACAUACAACAUACUGUUCAUAGAGAAUGAAGUGCCUAGCUAUGUUGCAUGCAUGUACACAGUAUUUACCUCUCUCUCUCUCUCUCUCUCUCUCUCUCUCUCUCUCCCUCUCCCUCUCCCUCUCCCCUCUCCCUCUCCCUCUCCCUCUCUCUCUCUCUCUCUCUCUCUCUCUCUCUCUCCCGCCUUCCACCAUCUCCCGCCCCAGACUCUGUGAAGUACCUGGAGUGUUCUGCUCUGACCCAGCGUGGCCUGAAGACAGUGUUUGACGAGGCUAUCAGGGCAGUACUCUGCCCACAGCCAACCAAGGUCGGGAAGAAGAAAUGUCUACUGCUCUAACAGGUGAGAGGGAGGCAGGGAGGUAGGGAGGGAUGGAUGGAGGGGGAGGGAGGGAGGGAGAGAGAGAGGGAAGGAGGAAGAGGGAGGGAGGGAGGGAGGGUGAGGCAGGGCCUCUGCCCACAGCCCACCAAGGUUAGGAAGAAGGGAUGCCUAGUUCUCUAA
Messenger RNA from Coregonus sp. 'balchen', 10677 nucleotides. The record is from the annotation of a GenBank genome assembly. NCBI's taxonomy places the organism in Eukaryota, Metazoa, Chordata, Actinopteri, Salmoniformes, Salmonidae.